AUGACCCGUUCUUGGAUCGCGGAGAAUGCCGCGAUGGUGCCGCGUGGCGCUGUGCUUGCUGUGGCAAGGCAAUGUCCAUCCUCCCGCGGAUCGCUCCCUCCUCUUUUGAGGCGCCUCAAAAAUGUCCCUCCAUCUGCGGAUCGCUCCCUCCUAUGCCCACUCCCCUCUCCAUCACGAGGCAGCAUGGUGCUGGGAGUGGUGGGUGGCAAGCGGCAUAGUCGCCCCUGCCCUGCUAAGUUCUCAUCACGCGUGAAUCCCUCUUUCACCACCACCUACCCACCCCCCUUCUUCUCCUCCCAGGUGCUGGGAGUGGUGGCGAGCAGCAGCAUAUUCGCCACGCCAGGCGUCCAUGGUGCUGGGAGUGGUGGUGGGCAGCGGCAUAUUCGCCACGCCAGGCGUCCGCCAUACUGCCACCUACUGCUCGUAGUUGACUCGAGAGGCGCGCCCAUCUCCGCGCUCAUCGUGUGGCUCUGCGCUGGCAUCGUCGCCUACUCGUGUUGCGAGGUGUACGCUGAGCUGGGCAGCUCCAUACCGCACGCGGGUGGCGACGGCGAGUACAUCCAGCUGGCGUUCGGAGACCUCCUCUCGUUUGUCUUCAUGUGGAUGUUCUUCUUUGUCUCUACUGGCGGCGGCAUCGCCAUCCUUAUAGUCACAUUCGCCCGAUACACCAUCGCUCUGCUCCCAGGCAUGCAGGGCGCCAGUGAGGAGCAGAUGGAGAUGGGCGUGAGAAUCAUCGGCUGCUCCUUCACGCUCCUUCUCACUGCCAUCAACUGUGCUGGCGUCAAAGCAGGAGCGUUGGUGCAAAAUAUACUCACAGUCACCAAGGCACUCCUAAUAGCAGCGGUUGUAGCCUGCGCGCCCAUCUUCAUCUCCCUCCACGGCACAUCUGUAGCCGUUACGAACUUCUCCCAGCCGCUCCCACCUCUCUCCGGCUACAACUGGAGCCGGGCCGGGGCCGGCCUAGUGGCCGCUGUCUGGGCCUUUGACGGCUGGAACUGCCUGGGCUAUCUAUCAGAGGAGCUCAAGAACCCAAAGAAGGACCUCCCACGCUCUCUAUCCAUAGGCAUGCUCACUGCUGUCGGCAUCUGUCUAGCAGUCAACUCCGCCUACUUCUGCAUUCUCCCCCUGGCAGCCGUGGGCAAGUCAGAAGUGGUGGCAGUAGAAGCAGUGGAGGCGGUGUUCGGUCCUCACUCUGGCCGCUUCAUUGCCUUUCUUGUGGCUCUCAACGUGCUCGGUGCAGCCAACGCGACUCUGCUGUGCCACGCACGCUUCUUUUACGCCAAGGCAAGGGACGGUCAACUGUUCUCGUUCCUCAGUGCGGUCACCACUGGAGGAGCUCCCUAUGCUUCUCUCCUUGCCACUGGCGGAUGGAUUGCCGUUGUUGUCUUUGUGGCUGCAAACCAUCUUGAGAAGCUGAUCGACUAUUUCGGCAUCGCUGCGUGGAUGUUCUACGGUCUCGUGGGCGCAUCACUCAUCAAGCUGCGCUGGGACCUUCCUGACCUGCCCCGCCCCUACAAGGCCAGCCUCUACCCGCUUCCGGGCGUCAUUGUGGUCGUUGUAUCCACGUACCUUGUCAUCUCAUCUCUCGUCACGCAGCUCGUCCCGUCGCUGCUCUCGCUCGCCUUUGUUUUCACAGCACUGCCCGUUUACUUCGCCAUUCACUGCAUGAAAUCUGCGCCUUGCUGUGCGAAUUCGUGCGCCAAAACUCCCACAACGAUUAACAUAGUACCUGAGAGUGAUGUCAGGAGACCUCUGUUAUCUUAA
This is a messenger RNA of Closterium sp. Naga37s-1, 1764 nucleotides long. The record is from the annotation of a GenBank genome assembly. NCBI's taxonomy places the organism in Eukaryota, Viridiplantae, Streptophyta, Zygnematophyceae, Desmidiales, Closteriaceae.